GAUAGCUCGAGCACAAACAAACGAGUGGAUUUUGAAUCUCAUAGCGAUGCCUCAAGAGUGUCCUUGCUGGGGACGUGUCAGGGCCUGUCUAAUGGGGCUUUCGAGACACAGCAAGCGCCCCAAGCUGAUGGGGAUCCUCAACGCCCGGUCUCGGGGAGGCAGCUUACACUUCGCGUCCCCAAGACCCCAGUGAGGCGGUCGUCCCGACCCUCCUUCGUCACGACGCCCGGGACAGCAAAAAACGCCCUUGCGUCUCUGGGACGGGGGCGACGAACGCCUUCUCGUCGGCCUCAGAAGAAAUACCGUGCCAGGGACGUCCUAGAAGGAAAAGGUCUUCUUCAGUUAGCGGCGUACGAGAACAGUGGGCUUCUCACCAUACACAUUAUGGAAGCACGCAAACUCAAGUCGCGGUCAUCAGGCGUUUGCAACCCUUACGUUAAGUUAUCGCUGGUCCCCGACGAAGUUGAGCGCACCUUCUGUCGGACGUCGGUGCUGCGAGCCACCAACUGUCCGCACUUCAACCAGCAGUUCAGCUUUGACUUCCUACCUGAAGACCUCAGCAAGCGGCUCCUUAUAUCUCUGUGGAAUCGUGACCCCCUAAAGAAAAAGAGCGAGUUCCUGGGCUGCAUGUCGUUCAACGUCGGGCACAUUUUGUCAAAGAAGGUGCACGGAUGGUUCCGGCUGCUGACGGAGGCCGUGGGUCGCCGUAAGCACUUCGCUGCUCCUCCGCCCUCGCCCAUCAGACCUGCAGUUGGAUCGAGACCAGAUAGCCAACAAGACUCCGAGUCGCCGACAUCGCCGAGGCGGCACCACCAGGUCUCUGCUGUCGGUGCAAGUGUCUCCACGCGUGAGGCGGGCUGGGGCGGCGAGGCAGCUACGGGCCAGACGCCGUACACGCUGUCAGUGCGCGUGCCGCGCGGCGCCGGCGGCUUUGGCUUCUCCGUGUCGUGGUCGCGGCCUCCGCGCGUCGAGCGCGUCGACGCCGGCCUGCCGGCUGCCGCGGCGGGACUUCUACCGGGCGAUUAUCUUAUCUUCGUUGGCAACCGCAACGUCGUGCGCAUGCAUGAGAAAGAAGUCAUGGCCGCCAUCAUGGACAGCGGUGAGGAGCUACUGCUGGAGGUAUACCGUAAGGGCGUCACAGCGGGUCCCCCAAGCCUGCCCUCCCGCCGCUCGUUGUUCCAGCAGCAGCCUGGACUCACGGACCCUUCAUUUAGCUGCAACCAACAGUCAUGUCUAACAUAUUCCACGAGCACUGCUCCUUCCAGCCAAACAUUCCAAACUAAAGACCGACGUCGAUGGCAGUCGGCAGAAGACAACCCUCGGACGUCGCCAUCUAGCCAGUAUUAUAACAACAAUUGUCUGCUGCAGCAACAUGCGCAGCUAUACCCCGCCAUCUUGGCGUCCCCGACACGGCACCAUGAACGCUUCCAGCAGGUGACCAAACCUUACCUCAGCGCCGUGCUGCAGGUGUGACCGCUGUAGUGCAGCUGCCGUGCUGCAG
Messenger RNA from Hyalella azteca, 1501 nucleotides. Its product is annotated as regulator of G-protein signaling 3. Gene Ontology annotation, biological process: signal transduction. Gene Ontology annotation, molecular function: protein binding. The coding region runs from base 385 to 1473 and encodes 362 amino acids. The record is from RefSeq and is a predicted model, not a curated record. Gene Ontology annotation, cellular component: nucleus; plasma membrane. Lineage: Eukaryota; Metazoa; Arthropoda; Malacostraca; Amphipoda; Hyalellidae. The transcript is spliced from 9 exons.